Molecule: messenger RNA, 749 nt
Organism: Coffea arabica (coffee)
Lineage: Eukaryota; Viridiplantae; Streptophyta; Magnoliopsida; Gentianales; Rubiaceae
Source: RefSeq, a predicted model, not a curated record
AUGGUGCAAAUGUGCUUUAGACAUCCCUCAGUUCAUGUACACAUUCCUCAGUUCUCUCACGGCCUCUCUCAACAUCGAAGUACACCAAUACAAUCCCUCUGUUUUCUCCAUCUCUCCGUCUCUGCUUCGCCCUGCACAUCGCCCUUUCAAUCACCUACUGAGACGCAUGAAAUAGUCAACCGGAUAGCUUUGCUUUUCCUUGCUGCUCUCUCUAAGUUGCUCUACACACUUUCCCAAACCCUCUGCCAAUUCAUUUUGGCCCUCUCUUAUGAGGGCUGCUUGAAGGUAGCUAAAAUUUUUUUUUUUUUCCUGAUACCAGUAUCUUUGAUACUUCCAAGUGUGGUGUUAUUCAGCUCAAUAGUGGCUUGGCUCGAACUCCUCAGAUGGGGUACAAGUUACAUUCAUGAUUUACAGCAUAACAGCUUACUUGCCAACUGUGGUCAAUCCUGCUACUACCACCAGAGCAUGCAAUUCAUCAUCAGCUUCAAAAGCUUGCCUACUGUCAUUACCAACUUUUGUCGGCAAAAGAAUGCAAGUAGCAAAGACUUUAUUCAUUUUUCAAGGCUAUCACCAGCUACAAACAGGCUCGUAGCCUACUUAAAAGUCUCUGCUAGGAAUCAAAAGGCUCCAUCAGUGCAAGUAUUCGAGUGACAGCAUCUAUAGAAAUACUCUGAUGUAUGUAAAUAUAAUAGUUUACUAUUAGUCUGGAUAAUCUCUAUUUCUUUUUAAUUUUAAUGUAUUCAACUGCA